Messenger RNA from Saitoella complicata NRRL Y-17804, 2964 nucleotides. RefSeq lists its product as uncharacterized. The record is from RefSeq and is a predicted model, not a curated record. Lineage: Eukaryota; Fungi; Ascomycota; Saitoellomycetes; Saitoellales; Saitoellaceae. The coding region runs from base 1 to 2964 and encodes 987 amino acids. Gene Ontology annotation, biological process: phosphorelay signal transduction system; protein autophosphorylation. Gene Ontology annotation, molecular function: histidine phosphotransfer kinase activity; protein binding; phosphorelay sensor kinase activity. The transcript has a single exon.
AUGCCAUGGAACGCGAAGGAGCAGCUUGGUGAUGAUCAUGAUGGGUUCUUCGAUUGUCCACCGCCCAAGGAUGAAGAGGCGCGUUUGGAGGAGUUCUUUCGGUACAAGGAUUUGACGUCUUCGGACACGGCCAAGGAACUUGGAUUGGACAAGUUUAGUCGGUUGGCGAGAAUCUUGUUGGACUGCGAUUUCGCGUUCAUUCAAUUCAUGGACGAGAAGUAUCAGGUAACAGCGUCAGAGGCAAGCCCGGAAGCACAAGGAUGGAUCCCCCGAAUGAAUAUCACGCCAAGAGCAGUCAGUAUCUGCUCUCACACCCUGCUCAGAAAAGAACGCGACAAGUUAUUCGUUAUCCCGGACCUCAGCAAAGAUUGGCGAUUCAAGAACCGGAGCUGGGUAACGGGUGCACCACAUGCGCGAUUCUACUGUGGAGCGCCAUUGUUCAGUCAUAGCGGCCACGCACUCGGUGUCAUCUGUGUUUUCGACUCAAAGGCUCGCCAGUUGUCGACAGAUCGUGAACAAGCUUUCCUCGACCUCGCCACCAUGGUCAUGCACGAACUCGAACUCAAGCGUGAGCAGGCUCUCCUUGAGACAAAGACGAAGAUGCAAAAAUCCAUUUCGAGAUUCGCGCGUGAAUUCUUGAGCAACGAUAUCGAUAGCACUAUGACGGAGCAAGGGGAUUUGUUGGGGAUUUAUCGGUCGGCGUGUGUGUUGAUGAGGGAGACGUUGGAGUUUACGGGUGUCGUGUUUGUGGAUGUGGAGGGGGCGAGUGAUGAGGCUGCGAAGCCGUUGCCGGAUGGGAGUGAGAGGAAGUGGCCGAUUCUUGCGACGUGUCGGGUUGGGGAGACGGAGCAUGGUCAUGAUCCGAACGGGCCACCUCUGAUGUUGUCUGACGCCUUUGUUAGCAACUUCCUGAAGGAACACCCGCAGGGACAUAUCUACGGGAAGAAGAAGCUUCCGGAGGAGUUGGCUGCUAUGCUACCGCCGACAACUGAGGAGCUUGUGAUGGUGCCUAUUAGAGACUUUGCGAGGAAUCCGUAUGCGAUUAUCGUGGCUUUUGCAGAAUCGAAGAAGGCUUCUGAUGCGACUACAAUCAAGUAUAUCGAGUCGUUCGGUGACUCGCUUAUGUCUGAGAUUGGAAAGAGGAAGAUUCUUAUUGCUGACCACGCCAAGGCCAGUUUCAUUUCCAAUGUCAGUCACGAAUUGCGGAGUCCGUUGCACGGCAUCCUCGCAGCCGUCGAGUUCAUCCAAGAUACGGAGUUGGACCCACUUCAAACGAGUUUCGUGGCGACCAUCGAGAGUUGUGGAAGGACAUUGAUCGACGUGAUCAACUCUGUGCUCGACUUCUCGAAGCUGUCACAUCUGACGAAGGGAAAUCUGGUGGUUCUCGAGUCAUCACCAACACCGGCAAUGCAGACAUUCCAGAAUACCGAGGUCGACCUUGCUGUGCUUACUGAGGAGGUAGUGGAAAGUUGUUACGCUGGGCACGAGUUCAAGGCGGUAACGGAUCAUGUUGCGAUUGGGCAGGAAUCAGUAUCUAAAGCGAUCUGCAUCGUUGUCGAUGUUGAUAAACGCGAUCAGGGAUGGUUCUAUCAUACCGAUCAGGGUGCAUUCCGCCGGAUCGUGAUGAACCUCGUUGGUAAUGCAAUCAAGUAUACCAAGGAGGGACAUGUGCAUGUCAAGCUUUCGUACAGCAAUACCGGAAUCAUCUUCCGAGUAACUGACACAGGUGUCGGCAUUGGAGAGGAUUUCAUGAGGAACAGCCUAUUUGCGCCGUUUUCGCAGGAGAAUAUACUCAAUGUCGGAACAGGGUUGGGGUUGUCGAUUGUCAAGCAGAUUGUGGAGUUGCAGAAUGGGACAAUUUCGGUGAAGAGUCCAAUUGGAAAGGGACCAGGCGGAACGCAGUUCACUGUUGUUUUGCCGCUUACCCCAGCAGAUCCCUCGAAAAUUGACCUCUCGCUUGUGUGUGCGACACGCGAGAAGGCUCGGGGGCUUAAGGUUGCGUUUACAGAGUUCGACGUGGCGUCUUCCACCAAGCUUCUCAAGCAGUCCUUGACGGGCUAUUGUGAGAGGUGGUACGGCAUGGAUGUUGUUGAGGAUAGAACGGAAGCGGAUAUGAUCAUUCGAUGUGAGCUUCCUUCAAGUAAUGAAGCCUCGGAGUUUUACAAGGCAGCCGAGGGUAGACCUCACAUGGUCUUAUGCAGCCAUUUCAGGCGCUCCGGCAGCUUCCUUUCGAAGGCCCUCAUUCUCUCGAAAUCCUGCGGUCCUGCUAAGCUUGGUAAGGCAUUGCAGACUCUUCUGGAUCGCGCACAUGGUGAGAGUCAUCAUCCUGGACGACCUCCACUCACGCGUGCUGAAGCAUUGGCAACAGGACGAGAGUGGCAUCCCCAGACUGGAGUAACCCUUCUUGAGGACUUGCAGAGCACUUUGCCGUCGCCGCCAGUAUUACGACCCAGCUCGAUUAGCCCGCUGGCAGAUGUGAAGGAGCUUGGAGAUGCUUUGCCGAACACCGAGACGGCGGCAUCAGUGAAGGAAGACAUACCUAUGGUGCUGGUGGUUGAGGAUAAUCCAGUGAACAUGAUGUUGCUGGCGACCUAUCUUCGCAAACGGAAGUACCCGUUCCUUACUGCAGAGAACGGUGCCUUGGCGGUCGAGUUGGUCAAGCAGAGGAUUGGUGAGACUGGGUGUAGCUUUGACGUUAUUUUGAUGGAUUGUCAGAUGCCGGUGAUGAAUGGAUUUGACUCAACAGCGGGUAUCCGCGAACUCGAGCAGGCUGCCGAGCAGUUGCAGGACAAGGCAUGGGUCGUUGCGUUGACUGGAUUGAACUCUCCUGAUGACAAAAAGAGAGCAUUUGAAUGUGGUAUGGACGAAUUUUUGACGAAGCCCGUGGGUCUGAAGAGGCUCGGGCAGUUGUUUGACGAAUGGAAACAAAGGUCUUCUGCGCCUACCGGGGCAGCGCAAAGUUGA